AUGCAGUCCUGUCUGUCAGUAAUUCUGUUAUCAAUUAAGGCCAUUUUUAUGGGAGAAUUUAUUCCUGCUUGGAAUUGGGCCAUUUUUGCCCCUCUUUUGUUUUUUGGUUUCCUCCUUGGUGUUGCAGGCAGUUUGCUCGACUCCGGUUGCCAUUGGAACCUUGACUUUGCACUAAACAGACUUCUACAAGAACGAAAAAAGAAAAAGAAGAAGCCAAAUAAGGAUGAAAUAAAGUUUCCUAGGCGUGAAGAGAUCAAAUUUAGAGAUGUUAAACUCCACCAAAGUUGGUCGAUGUUCCCAAGAGUGCUGUGGACGAGGAGUUGGAGAACUUAAACGAAGUUGUAAUGAAGCGUUAUGACGGUGGAGAGUCAAAGGGAAACUUUGACCCCGAAAAGCAUAUAUAGGCUUAUUUACCUGUUAGACUCAAUGAGCAACAAGUGA
Lactuca saligna is the source of this 441-nucleotide messenger RNA. Lineage: Eukaryota; Viridiplantae; Streptophyta; Magnoliopsida; Asterales; Asteraceae. The record is from the annotation of a GenBank genome assembly.